UCCUGGAAUACAGCGGUGGAGGCGACCAGGGCGCUAAGGGGAGAGGGAUGCCAGACAUGCGGGACCAAGGCCUGCCCUGCACUUAGGUCUCUGCCGGCCCGUGUUGCCCAGGGGCCUCUGACCUGCUGGCCAGCCACGGCCCGAUCCAAGGAGGCCCACCUUCUGACAGGCCGCCGACCUCAGCUCCAGCCCGUAGAGAAAUCCGGAAGAUCGCAGAGCCAGCAUGGAUCCUGACAGCAAUCAACCCCUGAACAGCCUUGACGUCACCCCCCUGCGCAAACCUCGCACUCCCCUGGAAACCUUCAAAAAGGUUGGCAUCCCCAUCAUCGCAGCACUGCUGAGCCUGGCGACCAUCAUCAUCAUGGCUGUCCUCAUCAAGGUGAUUCUGGACAAAUACUACUUCCUCUGCGGGCAGCCUCUCCACGUCAUCCCGAGGAGGCAGGUGUGUGACGGCCAGCAGGACUGUGCCUCCGGGGAGGACGAGCAGCUCUGUGUCAAGACCUUCCCCGAUGGGUUCCCAGUGGCAGUCCGCCUCUCCAGGGACCGAUCCACCCUGCAGGUGCUGGACCCGGCCACACAGAGCUGGGCCUCUGCCUGCUUCGACAACUUCACAGAAGCUCUGGCCAAGAUAGCCUGUGGGCAGAUGGGCUAUGACAGCAAACCCACCUUCAGAGCUGUGGAGAUCGGCCCAGACCAAGAUCUGGAUGUUGUUGGAAUCACAGAGAACGGCCAGGGGCUUCAGGUGCAAAACCUAAGUGGACCCUGUCUCUCGGGCUCCCUGGUCUCCCUGCACUGCCUUGCCUGUGGGGAGAGCCUGAAAGCCCCUCGGGUGGUGGGCGGGGAGACGGCCUCUGUGGAUUCUUGGCCUUGGCAGGUCAGCAUCCAGUACAACAAACAACACAUCUGUGGAGGGAGCAUUCUGGACCCCCACUGGAUCCUCACGGCAGCCCACUGCUUCAGGAAGUAUCAUGAUGUCUCCACCUGGAAGGUGAGGGCUGGCUCAGACAAACUGGGCAACUUCCCAUCCCUGCCUGUGGCCAGCAUCUUCAUCACUGAGCUCAACACCACGUACCCCAAAGAGAAGGACAUUGCCCUCGUGAAGCUGCAGUUCCCACUCACAUUCUCUGGCACGGUCAGGCCCAUCUGCCUGCCCUUUUUUGAUGAGGAGCUCACUCCAGCCACUCCGCUCUGGAUUAUUGGAUGGGGCUUUACAGAGCAGGAUGGAGGAAAGAUGUCCGACACACUGCUGCAGGCGUCAGUCCAGCUCAUUGACCACACUCGGUGCAACGCGGAGGAUGCCUACCAGGGGGAAGUUACCGAGCAGAUGCUGUGCGCAGGCAUCCUGGAGGGCGGCGUGGACACCUGCCAGGGUGACAGCGGUGGGCCCCUGAUGUAUCACUCUGACCAGUGGCAAGUGGUGGGUAUCGUGAGCUGGGGCCAUGGCUGUGGGGGCCCCAGUACCCCGGGAGUAUACACCAAGGUCACAGCCUAUCUCAACUGGAUCUAUAGUGUCCGGAAGUUGGAGCCAUGAUGCUGCCCCCCUUCCAUACUGCUGGAAACUGUCUCCCCCUGUCCUGCCCACCUGGGGAUCCUAGAAGUCAGACAGAGCAAGAGCCCCCUUGGACACACCUCUCUGCCCACAGCCUCAGCAUUUCUUGGCGCAGCAAAGGGUCUCCAUUCCUGUAAAAGCCCUCAGAGUCCACAGGCACCCGGAAGGACGUCAGCAGCCCCAGCUCCGCCACCCCUCGGGCUCCUGGGGUCCCAAGGAGAAAGACACAGUCCACUGAACAGGCCAGCCUUCCAGCCAAGGUCUCAGAAGGCAUUGCCAAGCCAAGAAGGAACUUUCCUACUCUGCGGAAUGGAAGCAGACUCUCCGGUGAGAACUCAGAUCACCAAGGGCUGGAGUGGAGGGAAGAAGGGGUCUGAGCCAGCCCUUUCCUCCACCCAUCCCCAAGCCCACCUGAGCAAGAAACUAAUUGUAAUGUAAAAUGCAUUGUCCUACUAUUGGCAUAACUACUAUUACUCACUGUCAUGACCAUUAGCUCUAUGGCCGCCGCUAUUAAACAGGUGCGUGAAGCC
Leptonychotes weddellii (Weddell seal) is the source of this 2079-nucleotide messenger RNA. It is a transcript of the gene TMPRSS4, whose product is annotated as transmembrane serine protease 4. The record is from RefSeq and is a predicted model, not a curated record. Gene Ontology annotation, molecular function: protein binding; serine-type endopeptidase activity. Gene Ontology annotation, biological process: proteolysis. Gene Ontology annotation, cellular component: membrane. Lineage: Eukaryota; Metazoa; Chordata; Mammalia; Carnivora; Phocidae.